Molecule: messenger RNA, 953 nt
Organism: Fusarium oxysporum Fo47
Lineage: Eukaryota; Fungi; Ascomycota; Sordariomycetes; Hypocreales; Nectriaceae
Product: high mobility group box domain-containing protein
Exons: 3
Coding region: 289-597 (102 amino acids)
Source: RefSeq, a predicted model, not a curated record
UUUCCCCCAAGUUCACCUCCCAGGUACGCGCAAACCCCCCAGAAGCCUUUUUCUUCUUGAACGACGCGAAUUUUGACGCGUUGGGAGGCGCAAUUGCGUUUGCGCCUCGCCACCUUGUCCAUCAUCUCUCAUACCAAGCUCAGCUCCAAGCUUCAUGGAGCUACCCCUCAUUAUCACUGACCUCGUGUUCAACACUGCGAAGUCUCCAUCAACUCCUUUUUAUUGUUUCUGUCGCACGCAUGAUCCAUAAGGCCACCAACUCACACCCGUUUGCAGAAAUCAUUCAAAAUGCCCAAGGCUGCUGCUGGUAAGCGCGGUAAGGCCGAGAAGACCAAGCGCGGCAAGAAGGACCCCAACGCCCCCAAGCGAGGCCUCUCCGCCUACAUGUUCUUCGCCAACGAGCAGCGUGAGAACGUCCGUGAGGAGAACCCUGGUAUCUCUUUCGGUCAAGUCGGCAAGCUCCUCGGUGAGCGAUGGAAGGCUCUUAACGAGAAGCAACGCGCUCCUUAUGAGGCCAAGGCUGCCGCUGACAAGAAGCGAUACGAGGAUGAGAAGCAGGCCUACAACGCCGACCAGGAGGAGGAAGAGUCUUCCUAGAAGGGAGAUUAUGAAGUCAAACCAAAGCGUCGCUCGGCAAAGAAAUCUGAAUCGGACUAGUCCCAGCACUUCAGCGCCGCGUUGCAGGUUCUUCUGCUCGAGUGGACCUUCUUCUUUGUAUUUCGGUCUCGGCGGUGUUGUAUGAUGGCACAGGAAGAGUGCCUUGUUUUUUUAUUAGGGAUUCCAAGGGUUAAGGUCGUUCCACAUGUUAUUAUGAUCUAGAUUGCGGCCUAUCGAGCUGCGAGCUCCCAAUGAGAACCUGAUCACGAACUCUGGAGGGUCCAUGGGAUGAGGAAACGAGAUGCCUGUACAAGUAAGGGAGCUUCGGCAUAAAUAAUCGAAACUAUAAAACAUCA